CGACGGUGGGAGAAGAGGCGCCAACUCGGGAAGACAUAGGAUAAGGGGAAACAAUCGAUUUCCUUCCUCAUUGCUGCUGCUACAACCACUAUCACUCCUCUCACUCUCUAAACCCGCUUAAUGGCCGUCGCAGCCGCUGCUUUCUGGUUCACGGCGCUCUCCUCCACCGCCACUUGCCGCUGCUCUCUAUCCUCUCAACCACUCUUCGCCACUUCCCGACCACCCUCCCGUUUCUUUGUUCCUAAAUCCGCAACUCAAAGUCAAAAUCAGGAACAUAACCAAAGGAAAAAACCUCCAGCUCGUGUAUCUCACACAGAGAGAGAAGCUGUUACGCAGAAGUGUACGAGGAGAUCAAAAGGUGAAAGGUUUUUUUCAAAUGUAGAUGACAGAAAUACAAAUAAGAAUGGGAGGUCUCAAUCAACAUCAUUUAAAUCAUUUGGCGUGCAAAGAAAAGGGAAGGGAGUUCAGUUUGACUCAAAGGAGUUGCAGGUGGAAACUGGUAAUCUUCAAGAUGCAAAUUUUCUGAAUGCUGUUGUGAAGGUCUACUGUACACACACUGCUCCCGAUUACUCUCUUCCUUGGCAGAAACAAAGACAAUAUACAAGUACAGGAAGUGCUUUCAUGAUUGGGGAUGGAAAACUUUUAACAAAUGCUCAUUGUGUUGAGCAUGAUACACAGGUCAAAGUGAAGAGAAGAGGAGAUGAUACCAAAUAUGUUGCUAAGGUUUUAGCUAGAGGAGUUGAGUGUGACAUUGCAUUGCUUUCUGUAGAAAGCGAGGAAUUCUGGAAGGGAGCUGAGCCACUUCAGUUUGGACACUUGCCCCGGUUGCAGGAUGCAGUAACUGUUGUAGGAUAUCCGCUUGGAGGAGAUACAAUUUCUGUGACUAAGGGGGUGGUUUCCAGAAUUGAGGUUACCUCAUAUGCUCAUGGAUCAUCUGAGUUGUUGGGUAUUCAAAUUGAUGCAGCAGUAAAUCCUGGUAACAGUGGUGGUCCUGCAUUCAAUGAUGAUGGAGAGUGCAUAGGUGUUGCAUUUCAGGUUUACAGAUCAGAUGAGGUUGAGAAUAUUGGAUAUGUUAUCCCAACCACUGUUGUGUCCCAUUUUCUACAAGACUAUGAGAGGAAUGGGAAGUACACAGGUUUCCCUAGUCUUGGAGUUUUGUUGCAAAAGCUAGAGAAUCCAGCAUUACGUGCCUGCUUAAAAGUUCCAUCUAAUGAAGGUGUACUCAUCAGGAAAGUUGAACCCACUUCUGAUGCCCAUAAUACCUUAAAGGAGGGGGAUGUGAUCGUAAGCUUUGAUGAUGUUCGUGUUGGGUGUGAAGGAACUGUGCCCUUCCGGUCAACUGAGCGAAUAGCAUUUCGCUACUUGAUCAGUCGAAAGUUUUCAGGUGAUACUGCAGAACUUGGUAUUAUUCGAGCGGGGGAAUUUAUGAAAGUUCAAAUAGUUUUGAGUCCUCGUGUAGAUUUGGUUCCAUAUCAUAUUGAAGGAGGCCAGCCUUCAUACUUGAUUGUUGCUGGAUUGGUGUUUACUCCACUGUCUGAACCAUUAAUACAGGAAGAAUGUGAAGACAGCAUAGGGCUAAAACUAUUGACAAAGGCACGGUAUUCUUUUGCAAAUUUCAAAGGUGAACAGAUUGUGGUCCUAUCACAGGUUUUAGCAAAUGAAGUAAACAUUGGAUAUGAAGACAUAAGUAAUGAGCAGAUCUUGAAGUUGAAUGGCAAACGAAUUAGAAACAUCCACCAUUUGGCUCAUCUACUUGAUUCUUGCAAGGAUAAAUAUCUAGUUUUUGAAUUUGCGGACAACUUUUUGGUCGUCUUGGAAAGGGAGGCAGCUUUAACUACAUCCACUAGCAUCCUUAAAGACUAUGGCAUUCCAUCUGAAAGAUCUUCCGAUCUUAUGGGACCAUAUGUGGACUCAAUAGGACAAAAUGAUGCAGUGGAUCAGCAAGAAUUCGGGGAUAGUGCAGAAUCUAACUCUGAAUUCGGUUUUGAUGGGCUUCUUUGGGCUUGAAAAUGUCCACCGCACCCUUCAACAAAGUGAGCCCCCUAAAACAGUUCCUUCUCAUGGAUGCAGAUUCACAUUGCUCUUGGACAUUUACCUGGAAAUGUCUGAGCGCUCCAGAGAAUAAUUUAUGGAGAGAAUGUAGAGUCGUGGGCUUGUUUAGGAAUAAUUUGGAGGUAGAGAAGCUAAAAAAUCUGCAAUUUUUUUCUGAUACAAAACAUGGGGUCAUUGAAUGCAUCCUCUCCGGGUGAAAUUAAGUCCAUUUAUUGUACUUCGAUCUGCAUGGAGCAUGAGUCUAGGCUUGUUCCAGAGAAGGAUAUCAUGCAGUGAUUGCAAUUGCAUGCAGAAGAGCUGGGAAUUGUCAAUUAUCCAAUCUUUACUGGUAUGGAUUAUAUGGCUAUAUGCUACUCCAAAUAUGACUUGAGGUGUAGAGAAACUGUAAACCUAUGUUGUCAUUUGUCAUUUUUUCUACAUGCGGGCGAAUAAAAUGUCUUCCAUUUACUGCUUGCUA
Ipomoea nil (Japanese morning glory) is the source of this 2509-nucleotide messenger RNA. Its product is annotated as protease Do-like 2, chloroplastic. The record is from RefSeq and is a predicted model, not a curated record. Gene Ontology annotation, biological process: proteolysis. Lineage: Eukaryota; Viridiplantae; Streptophyta; Magnoliopsida; Solanales; Convolvulaceae. Gene Ontology annotation, molecular function: serine-type endopeptidase activity; protein binding. The coding region runs from base 121 to 2007 and encodes 628 amino acids. The transcript has 21 exons.